AUGGGUGUCAAUAUGCGUCUCAACCAAAUUCUACGAGAUUCAAUUUUUACUAGUUGUCUAACAUUAUUGCGAGUUGUCUCAAAUAAUAGAAUUUGCCCAUUACCUGAUACAGUACUCGAUCGAUUUUGUUUAGAAAUUUUACCUAAAAUUCAUAAUCAAAUAAAGUGGCUCAAUCUUGAAUCAUUAUCUCUGGAGCGUAUUCUUCUUACAAUUGACUAUCCUAAUUUAAGUGGGCUUGGCGUGUAUAAUAUUGACGAGAAAACAGCUAUAAGUGUCUUUAAAGGACCAAAAGAACUGAGAUAUAUUGAUUUCUUAAUAUAA
This is a messenger RNA of Rotaria socialis, 321 nucleotides long. Lineage: Eukaryota; Metazoa; Rotifera; Eurotatoria; Philodinida; Philodinidae. The record is from the annotation of a GenBank genome assembly.